CUGAAGGUGGCGCCGGUCGACGCUAAACCUACUUCCGUCACCGUUUCUGUCAUAAAGUAAACAAGAUGGCGUCCGGCAGUGGGUCCAAUAAGAACGACUUCCGUCGGAAGUGGGACAAAGAUGAGUAUGAAAACCUGGCACAGAAACGAAUCGCUGAGGAGCGAGACAAGGAGAGGAGAGAUGGAAAAGUGGCUCCUCCCGUCAAGCGGGAACUCCUGCGUCACAGAGACUACAAAGUGGACCUGGAGUCCAAACUGGGGAAGACCAUCGUCAUCACCAAGACCACGCCUCAGGCGGAGAUGGGCGGUUAUUACUGUAACGUCUGUGACUGUGUCGUCAAAGACUCCAUCAACUUUCUGGAUCACAUCAACGGGAAGAAACACCAGAGGAACCUGGGCAUGUCGAUGCGUGUCGAGCGCUCGUCUCUCGAUCAGGUGAAGAAACGUUUCGAGGUGAACAAGAAGAAGCUGGAGGAGAAGCAGAAGGAGUACGACUUUGAGGAGCGGAUGAAGGAGCUGAGGGAGGAGGAGGAGAAAGCAAAGGCGUACAAGAAAGAGAAGCAGAAGGAGAGGAAGCGGCGGGCGGAGGACGAUGUGGACUUCGAGGUGGACGAGGACAUGGCGGCAGUGAUGGGUUUCUCUGGCUUCGGCUCGUCAAAGAAGAGUCACUGAUGCCUCGCUGUGAAACCUCAGGACACGACUGAAUUGUCUGUCAGGCUCCUUCAAACAUUCACAGCCACGCACUCUUAUUUUGGUAGUUCAAACCGUCCGUGUGUUGUGGCGACAUUUCCCACUGCAGCUUCCUGUCAGACACGUGUGUCAGCGGGCUGAAGAGUCGCCGAAGAAUGACGGACAGACGCGUGGAAUUGAGACCAAUAAAAAAAUCUGCAGUGUGGAAAAUAAUGGGAAAGGACACCAAACAUUGAAAACAGCUGCACCACUUUUAUUUCUGUCUCUGUUGUUAUUUGAUGAAUUUAUUUUAAUAAACUUUUUUUUGUU
This is a messenger RNA of Solea senegalensis (Senegalese sole), 998 nucleotides long. RefSeq names its product zinc finger, matrin-type 2 (gene zmat2). The transcript is spliced from 6 exons. Gene Ontology annotation, cellular component: spliceosomal complex; U4/U6 x U5 tri-snRNP complex. Lineage: Eukaryota; Metazoa; Chordata; Actinopteri; Pleuronectiformes; Soleidae. The record is from RefSeq and is a predicted model, not a curated record. Gene Ontology annotation, molecular function: zinc ion binding; nucleic acid binding. Bases 66 to 671 code for a protein of 201 amino acids. Gene Ontology annotation, biological process: mRNA splicing, via spliceosome.